UUUGGCUGCGAAGGGGAAGAAAAAUUACGAUCAAGAUCCCGAAAAGUUCGUCGGUCUGAACAAGAAAUCAGUUUAUCCACUGACUGUCGAGACCAAGUUUUGAACAAGUUUUUGGUUGUGAACAUGAGUAUUUUGAUCUUCAAGAACAAGCCUUGAUAAGAUGUCCGCAUCCGGUGCUCCCUUGCAAGGGAGAAGAGCUGCUGAUCGUUCUGAGGCCUUACAGCGCAUGACCAAGGAUGUCAUGGAUAGAAUGGAAACGGUGUCCGGCGAACUCCUAGCCUUAGUCUAUGGAUCUCUGGUAUCCCAACUGCUGCUGGACUACGAUGGAGAUGCCGAGGGGAUGAAUCAGCAGUUGUUUGGCGUCGGCGAACAAAUGGGUGCGCGUCUGAUUGACGAAUUCCUUGGAAAAACAGCGAACAUCAUGAGCCUCUUCCCCUAUUGUUGCCAGGAUUUUCCAGAACUUUGCGAGGUGGUUGCCUAUGUGGGAUUCAAACUCUACCUGGGAACUUUAUGAAGAUGAACUUGUAUCUUCGCGUGGUUCUUACAGUUUUAUUUCCUUCGUGAAAUAAAAUCCCACAGAUGACAUUAUUCGGAUCAUCUCAUAAAAACUCGUCUACUUACUUAACUGUUGUUUCUCCAAAUGGGCUAAUUUUCUUUCACAGGUAUGGGUAACGCUCCAGAGGUAUAUUCUUAGUUUCAAUCUCUAACAGUUCCAGCAGAAAUCCAAAAUUGGAACUCAGACCAAACCGCUUGUGAGUUCCUCCUUCGACAAAACCCACUCAAUGAGUUCGUGGAGAUGCCGGCAGAAUUUCAGAUGAAAGAAUUGUGGUACAGUAACGUCAUCGCAGGAGCGGUGAAGGUUAUGGAUUUGGAUUUUCUAGUGCUUGGUAUUAUCAGAAACAGAUAAAAUUAUACUUGCACUUGGAAGGAAGUCUAAAAUCGUUAUAACAUACACAGACUCUUAAAUUACUUAUACACCGACAUUGUGACUCAUUCGUAAUCGUAUCGGAAUAGAGGCGCUUGUUUUCUAAUAAAAGUGCCCUUGGAGCAGUGGGUAUCAAGGUCCACUGUUUCUUCGUGCAAGACGCAUUGCGGGAUAGCAGUGACAACUUAACAAGAAUCCGAGUGGAGCUUGUCGAGUAUGUAGUGGAAGAAUUCGAGGACUGAUCGAGGAUGGCUUCUUGGAAGAUUUUAUUUUAUUUUAUUUUAUGACGAGUAGUGUAGGUACUAUCGUACAGCUUGAAUGGUUCUGGUAUUUGGUAACCUGAAUUUGAUCCUAAGGGAAAACAAGAAGAGAACCCUUAGGAUCAAAUUCAGGUUACCAAAUACCAGAACCAUACACAGCUGGCACUGUACACAAGAUAGCGCAAUGUGAUCAUACAAUAAGUAGGUGCCAGUAACUACUACCUAUAUUUCUCGGCUCUUAUCUCACGCUUACCAGUUAUUUUAUGACGAGGUCUGUCUACUCAUCUGACAACAUGGAAGACUUUGAGGAUUUGGAUGAAGCCGUUUUUGACGCAAUGGAUGCAUGGGGCAUAGAAAUUUAGUGAAGAUACUAGAUGAAGAUGUUGACGAUGAAAAAUUGAAGACCAGCUGCAGAGGACGUAUCAUGUUGGCCAUGCUUUUCAUCAUUUGGAAUCAAC
Molecule: messenger RNA, 1643 nt
Organism: Amoebophrya sp. A25
Lineage: Eukaryota; Dinophyceae; Syndiniales; Amoebophryaceae
Source: the annotation of a GenBank genome assembly